Molecule: messenger RNA, 1038 nt
Organism: Salmo salar (Atlantic salmon)
Lineage: Eukaryota; Metazoa; Chordata; Actinopteri; Salmoniformes; Salmonidae
Source: RefSeq, a predicted model, not a curated record
AAUAACAUCGGUCCUCCCCACCCCUGGGUCGGUAAAAAGCUGAGGGAUGGGGAUGGAGUAAUGGAAGCACUAUGUAAUUCAGAGGCAUAGCGAGGAGUAAUAUUGUCUUGUGUAUUACCACCUAAAUCCUUUCAUUAGUUAGAGUUAUUUUUCCAUAUCCGUAGAGUGUGAGUAUCGAUUGCUCUGUGGUGUAUUGCUCUCGCCUGGCUGCAGUACCUUCAGGUCAGCAGCGGGAGUUUUCCCUCAGUCUGUUUUCAGAACUGAAAAUCAACCUGAUUUCAACUGGUGGUCGUUGGGAAAGGAGGACCAAAAUGCAGCAGGAUUGUGGAUGUUGACGUUUUAUUUACUCCAAAUAUGAACACCAAAAUAACAAACAACGAACUCACGAUCAACACAACAGUCUUAUCAGAGAUGCCGUCUAACGUGGAGAUCAAGGCGAGGGUGAGCAAUGCGACACGAUUGGCGGAGAGAGCCAGCCAGCUAAGCCAAUCAGAGGGAACAGUAAUCCGCCAGCAGGACACGUUCUUCAACUGCAGAACCGGACGGCUUAAACUACGCAACCUGAUGCAGGAUGGGAGUGGUCAGCUGAUCUUCUAUGAGAGACCAGAUUGUGACGGGCCCAAGGUGUCCAACUACUCUCUCUCUACUACACAGGACCCAGAGGGGCUCAGGACUGUGCUGGCUGAUUCUCUAGGGGUAAAGGGCGAGGUGAGGAAGGAGAGGAGGCUGUUCCUGGUUGGUCAGACGAGGGUUCAUUUGGACUCAGUGGAGGGUCUGGGCCACUACAUGGAACUGGAGGUGGUGCUGAGGGAGGACCAGAGGCCUGAGGAGGGGGAGGCGAUUGCUCGCAGCCUGAUGAAGGAGCUCGGUGUCGGGGAUGACAGCCUGGUGACAGGGGCCUACGUGGACCUCUUGCUGGAAGGCCAGGGAUAGCAACUCACAGUACAUCUGACCCUCUCAUGCAGGACUAAAUCAUUCCCAUAACGGAGUGCGAAAGCAACUGGAAAAAUGUUUUGUAAUAAAAAGUAAAAUAGCAAA